Echinostoma caproni is the source of this 219-nucleotide messenger RNA. The record is from the annotation of a GenBank genome assembly. Lineage: Eukaryota; Metazoa; Platyhelminthes; Trematoda; Plagiorchiida; Echinostomatidae.
AUGACUUCCACGCUGUGGACCGAAGAUCAGACUGACGAAACAGAUGAUCCACGGGGACUCAAAAGGGGUUUCAUUCAAUUCCAUCAAGAUGUGAAGUUUGAUCAGUCGUACACGUCUACUCACCCGACAUUGGAAGCUUCGUUGGACGAUGAGGAUAAUGAUGAUGAUUUGGAUGAUGAUGAUGAUGAUGAUUAUGAUGAUGAUGAUGAUGAUGAUGAU